UUGAAUAGAGAACACAGCGAGUUUGCAGAAAACUCAGAUAGUAGCCAUGGGAGGGAAGGAUAUAGGGCAGGAAGAAGCGGGGCGAGGAGGAAGGAAGGAAAGGGAAGAUGAAGAAGGCCGCUUCUUACUGGGCCGUCCCACCUUCACAUCCAUGGGAAACGGGCGCUUCAAAUGCACAGAGACCGGCCACGAGGUUCUGGCCAAAGACAUGGAAUCCUACGGAAACAGCAAGCGCUGCCGUUUGGGCCUCAUAGACGUCGCUCUCCUUCACAAGAAGCCUCCUCUCAACUUGUUCGAGCAACAUUCCGUCUCCAAAUCAAAGCUCAUAUGUAAGCUUACUAAAGAUACCAUCAACAAGUCUGAGGAACAUAUUUGGAAGCACAUAAGUGGGAGAAGAUUCCAAAACAGAUUAGAACAAAAGGAAUUAGAAAUCAAGACAUCAAAAGGAACGGUAGAGCAGGCUGAUGUGUUAUCACUCAAGGCAUCAACGUCAGAUAUAAAUGGUGUCAAGAAGGUUCGAAAUAAUAAGGUAGGCAAGGGUGAUUCCCCUACAAAGAAACCCAUAGACAACAACAGUGACACAGAAGAACCUGACAACAACAGUGACAUAGAAGAACCUGACAACAACAGUGACACAGAAGAACCUGACUUCUGGAUGCCUCCUAUUGGAAAUCGUUGGGACUUAGAUGAUGGAAAUGAUCGUUGGGGAUCUUGUACAAAUUUGGCUCAUGAAACAGAUGAAGACGCAGGAAUAGUUAAGGCAGAUGAAGCUGAAUGUGAUGCCACUGAAUCAGAGUCUCUCUCCAAGAGGACCAAGCGGAUGUCCAUAGCAGUGGGACCCAGUAGCUUUGCCUCAAGGAAGAAGAAGAGUAAGAAGACAGGCUGUGAUCAGUAAUUGAGGUAUACAAACAUGAGUUUCUAUAUCUAAUGGUUCUCAUAUAGAUUACAAUCUCUGGAAGGCUAGAAACUACAAAUCGAUCUGAUUUGCUUCUUGUGAAUCGUCCUGUAUUCGGUGAGACAGGAUUUGAAAUGGGGACUCGAGAAGCUGGGGACAAGCCUAUGAUGAUGAUGGUGGUGACAAUGAUGAAAUGCUCAUAUGUGGGAAUUCCUAAAGGAAAUUUGAAAUUUGCGCUUUAUUGUA
Molecule: messenger RNA, 1141 nt
Organism: Magnolia sinica
Lineage: Eukaryota; Viridiplantae; Streptophyta; Magnoliopsida; Magnoliales; Magnoliaceae
Exons: 5
Coding region: 47-895 (282 amino acids)
Source: RefSeq, a predicted model, not a curated record